AUGACAUCAAUAGCGCGGGCGCAUCAUCAAAAUAAAGAGGUGGAUUUUGUACGAGUAAAACCAAAGGAUCAAGUCCCAAUUACUACAUUUUGGUCUACUUUAGAACCUUACUUUCGUAAUUUAACAGAAGAGGAUCGUAAUUUUCUAUUACAAAAGUCAGAUCAAGGAAAGCCCUAUUUGAUUCCUCCAUUGGGACGUCAUUAUUUAGAAAAAUGGGCAGAGGAAGAAGAGGAGUUAUCAUUGAAAAUAACAACAAAACCUAUGCAGCAUGAGGAAAGACCAGCAGAAGAAGGGAGUAGCUUAACAGAGAGACUUAUUUCAAGCUUAGUGAUUGAAAAUAUUAUGGAUUAUGAACAAUUAAAUGAAGAUGAAGAUGAGGAAAUAGGAGAUGAAAAUAGGAUCACGCCUAUUGAUCCAAUGAUAGAAAAGAAAUAUAAUGCAAAGACAGUAGUAGAGAUGUCAAUAGAUCCAACAGAAGAAAUUGUUAGUUUUGAAGAAAGAUUAAAACGCGAACUUCGAUAUGCAGGAUUAUUUGGUGAUGAAGAUGUUGACUGGAAUGCUAAAGAGGAUGAUGAGAUUUGUGCAGAGCUUCGCGCUUUAGGACAUGAAUAUAAAGAACAAGUAAAAAUAAACGAAUAUCGUAAAAAAAGGCUAUUAGAAGUAGUAGACUGUCAAUUACAAUAUGAACAAUAUCGACAGGUAUUAGAUACAUUAGAUAGUCAAGUUGAACAAGGUUAUUUAAAGAGAUUUCGACCGCAAAAAUCUAAAAAACGUAAAUCAACAGGACCAAAAGCUACAUUAUCUGAAAAUACACUUUAUGUUAUGGAAAAACGUAAAACAUGGAUCAAUGCUCUUAGUCACAUUUUUAAAGAUAAAAAUAUGACAAUGCCAUCUUCUUCAAUUUAUGAUUUACUACCAGAAGAUGAUAAUAAUACAUCCAUUUAA
Messenger RNA from Cokeromyces recurvatus, 945 nucleotides. RefSeq names its product histone acetyltransferases subunit 3-domain-containing protein. Gene Ontology annotation, biological process: regulation of transcription by RNA polymerase II. Gene Ontology annotation, cellular component: SAGA complex. The record is from RefSeq and is a predicted model, not a curated record. Bases 1 to 945 code for a protein of 314 amino acids. Lineage: Eukaryota; Fungi; Mucoromycota; Mucoromycetes; Mucorales; Mucoraceae. Gene Ontology annotation, molecular function: transcription coactivator activity. The transcript has 3 exons.